UCAAACUCUCGCUGUCGAUGGCACGAAUCUCGAGAGCGCGCGAGUGCUGGAAAAUUCGCAAAAUAUUAUCCUUCGAGACGAGUUCCCUGCUCGCACUGAUGUUUGUAGUAUGUUGUAGUCAGAAAGGGUCGGAUGAGUAUCACUGUGUUUUCUCGGUGCGCGACUAGAAAAAGGAAGUAGGAUUUUUUUUCCUGCUGCCGAAACGGGGUAGUGUUCGAAUCGGGAAAAGUGUGGUGCAAAUUUGCAAUCCUUUCCGGAAGGAUUUGGUCCGGGGAUUUCUGAUGGUUGAGGGGUGAUUUGCCAUUCGGAAAAUUGAUAAGUGCAGAGUGCUCGCACAGAAAAUGUCUACUAUAAGUGAGCAGAAUUGUGAUGUGCAUCUGCAUGCCGAGAUUGAGGUGCUGAAGAACGCUCUCGCCGAUAAACACUCGCAACUGUUGGCCAUGGAGAACGCCUGCCUGCAGGAAAGUGACCGGCAGGUCGAGCUAGAGGACAGCAUCAUCGCCUGGCAGGACAAGUACGAGCGGCUGUAUGAGUCGCACAAGCGGGUACAGAAGGUGAACCAAAAUCUGGAGGAUAAGCUGCUGAAGCUGGUCGAUAGGAAUUCCGGCGAGCGGGCACAGCUGACGAGCGAUGUGGCCACGCUGAGCGUACGGUUGGCACAGGCAAACUACAACAUCCAGAGCCUGAAGCGGGAAAUUGAACGAUACAAAACAGACAUGAGCGUCGCCAUCCAGCUGCUGCAGUGCAAACCGGAUAGUUUCGUUUCGCCAAAGCUUUCCACGCUUCCAAUCGAAAUCCAGUCGAAGGUCGCCACGUACAUGCGGCUCGAUACCAACUCCCACUCGGACUCGGAGGGCAGCACCAGCGGGGUGGGAGUGGCCACCGCCAGUUCCUAUCACGUCCUGCCAGCCUCGGACAGUCCACCGCCAAUGUGCCCCUUCCCGCCAACUGCCAUGGUCUAUUCGAUGCGGGGAAUGGGUAAGUAUGCGAACCAGUCCUCCUCUUCGCAGGAGGGUGGCGGAGGAGGUGGAGGAGGAGGUGGGGUCAUCAGCGGUGGUGUGGGAGUAGCCGGAGCAAAACUUCCCUCGCACCAGGAUCUGCUGUCCCUAGGUCAUAUAAAUAGCGGUGACAGUCUGCUCGGAAGUAGCAGAGGCAAUCGCAAUGACCACAAUGUCGUGUCACCGGCCGUGAUGGCAAAGUUUCUCGAAGACGAACUGAAAUCGAGUGAGGCUUUGCUUAAUUCCUGCGUGAAGCAUUGCGAGACCUGUGUCUGCCCAAGGAACGCCAACUUUACGAGUGGGUCACUAAUCUUGGCUGAUUUACUGGGUGAUGGACAGAAGUACUACAGCAUCGGAACGCAGACCAUCAUCAAGGGAGAGACAAACAAUUCGCUGUGCUUAAGGUGUAACAAUAAUUUGAACUCGCCGUCCCACAACAAUAGUCCUUAUAUCAUGAAGUUGAUCAAAUCGAGCGAUAGCGUCAUAUCGGAGACGAAGAGUAGUGUGUCCGACUACUUGACGACGCCGGACAAGACCUCGCCCAACAACGGGGGAAGUAGUGGUCAGUUGGCGCUUCCACCCGCGAAGAAGGAUGACCUGAUGGUGAAUCCCAUUCUAGGUCAUCACCGAAUAAGUGAAAGAACUAACAACUAUAACAGUACAUCGCCCAACUCGGAUCCUCCAGUGCAGACGGGAGUUGGAUUGGCCAAAAGCAGUAGCUACUCCAGCGGCAAUGGAGGAAAAUUGCCUCACCUAAAUCAAAGCAAGAAGCACCUGGACAUAAUUAAACCGAAAUCUCAAGCACCUCUAGCUGGGGGGAACAAGUUCACCGGUGAAUCUCCAUCGUACAUUAUUAAGGACAUGGAUCAGAUGAGCGGAAGUCUUGCACUGCAGACGCCCAAGUCCGGCGUUGGGGGAGGAUUUGGAAGUGUAAGUAGCCAGAAUAAGAUGGCAAGUGGAAGCGUUGGUAGUGGACUGUACCAUGCGGUUGGCAGCACAAACAGUCUGUGGAGUAGAACCAGUAGCCGAGAUCCUGAACGGGAUGGGGCGAAGAUAUUUGAGAGUUUCAAUAGGAACCUCAUCAAAACUAUCAAGGCUGAAAAUCCAAAGAUGUCCGGACCACGGAUUUGCGCUCUCCGGAUUCAAAACGGAUCUAGUAAUAUUCUACUGGACAGUAUGCAAGACGACGUCGUUGAUGAUCUACUUGAUACCAAAUCAUCAACGGGACCUGUGAUCUACACCAGACGAUCCAAAUUUCUGGACGAGGAACUGUUACUAGAUGAUGAUCCGUCGAUAGGACUGAAUGGUGCCAUAAAAACGACAAGCCUUCCGACUGCAAGCACUAGUGUAAAUAAUAGUAGUAGCAAUGGUAGCAAGCAGACUUCAAUGAUUGCCAAUGGCUCGGGUAGUGGAGUGCUGAGCAGUGGUCAUGGUUCCGGUGGUAAUCAAGGUGCGGACACAUCCCAUCAGGAUAGCUCAUCAAAAGACGUGUGUAACAUGAGCACAACUACGUCGCCAAACUCUUCUGAUCGCCUAUGUACGAUCGGAGAAGAAGUCAGCAAUCUACUGUUGAACACAAAGAUCAUCUCCACCAUUGCCCCCACCAAACUGAGACCCGAUAUCAGUGUGAACAAACUGGACGGCAUCGAUUUGAAUUCGAAGAAAUCCUGCACGCAAUCAAGCUCAAUAUCCAGCGAGAUAGAUAUUCAGGAAAGUGCCAUGCUCAGAAGGCAGCAGUUGUCUCGAGUGGCGGAAUGGGUACAGAACAACUCCAAGAUUGGCCACCCGGAGAACUUAAGCAACAUCGAGUCGGAUAACGAGAACCUAGCGCUGGCUUCAACCACUCCGCUCACCCUAGUCGAUAGCAUCAACAAUAACAAUGCACCUAGCAAUGGCAUUGCGACGCUUGAUCCCAAAGGAAACAGUAAUAGCGACACAAAACUGGUAGCUAGUGAUAUGAAAAUAAGUCGUAGUAAUAGUAACAAUGCCACGGCACAACCAAUACUUAGCGAUAAUGUCCUUAGCAAUAGUAACUCGUUCAACAAUAACCACAUCGUCAGCAGUAACAACAACAACAACAAUACAUUUGCUCAAGCCAACAACAACAAUGGAUCCGUUAUGCGAACAUUUGGCCACGCUAGUCUUAAGGCCCAGCUAGACUUUAACAGCAACAAUCACAGUGCGUAUCAUGGAAACAUCAGCAAUAGAGCUAUCUACGGCAGUGGAGGCACAACCACCAGGGGCAGCAAGCUUUCGCUGUUGGAAUGUUCCCGCCAGAUUGAAGAGUUGAAAAUGCUUCCGGAACACCCGUUACGGCCGAACCAGGGCUGCGAUCUGGACGAUAGCAGCAGUGUGGAUAUAGCGCAGAUGGAGUACAAUGUGAAGCAGUUUCUGUUGAAGCAAAACGAGUGGUCGUCCAUAUCGCGACGGCUUUCGUCGUCCAACACGUCCGGAAUAAACGAACCGCAGCAGCACCAGCAGCUGCAAUCGGUGGUGGUUGAUGAACCAGGAAAGAAGAACGUAUCCGCUAAUGGCAGAAGCAGUGAGGGUGGCGUGAAGGGAAGCUUCCCCGGGACAGCAGUUCAGCAGACGUCGUCACAAUUUCACAUGAACAAGUACCCGAUUAAUCCGCACAGGACGGAGACGAAUCUGUAAGGUGGUUGGUGAUGUGCUAGUGGAUUAAGGGAGGGUCUGGAAAGGGCGGAUGGGUGCUGUCGAGUGUUGUGGUCGCUACUGAAUUGGCUGUCGGAAUUUGUUGACGGCAUAGAAGCGUGAAAAGUAGAUCCAGUUGGUAGUUGGUACAGACGAAGGCAGUUGUAUGUUUUCUUCGGCAGAGUUGCUUUUUGUUAAAUAUGAAAUCUUUUAAAGAUUUGAUAUCUGGUAAAUUUAGAGUUAUAAUCAUAUGACGAAGUCUAUACAAAAUAUUGUGGAGCUCAAUCACAAAAAUCAGCGAAGCCCAGUGUAAUGAUACCACUAUCUAAAGAUAUCCAUCUGGGUUCAUAGGUCUAUAAUAUAUCAUUUAGAAAACAAUUCAAUGUCGGAAGACGUACUCGGUCAAUAUGUGGGAUAUUAAUCACUGCUAGGACAUCAUCUCAUUCUUGACCCAUUUAGUAGAUCAAAUGAUCUGAUUUUUGACGUAGGACUCCGUCUGUGAUUUCUAUAUGGGGGUACACUUUAAGAAAUCCGAAAAUGGAACAUGUAACAAAGUUAUGAAAGAUUUUGAACGUUAAUAACUCAGCUGCCCCUCGACCAAUUUCAAACAUUUUAUCACCAAUCGAUCAGAAAUAUUCCUACGCAUCUGUUAAAUUCACGACUUUAUAAUUUCUCAAAAUGUCACUUUUGAAAAUUGCAACUGUUGCUAUGAUAACUAAAAUUUUCACCGAUUGCCUGCGAAAAGUGAUUUGCCUAGCACAGAUUUCAAAGUUCAAUUCCAUCGGGUUUCACCAAACAGUGUUUAUACAAUCACCGCGUGGUGAGUGGUGGUGAUCUCCAGUACACAACGAAAGGCUUCCCGCAAGCAGACAGCUAUCUAGGGUGCCCACAACCGCUGAUCAGCCAUGUGAGCCAUCUAUGCCAAGCGCGUCAUACAAAAGAGUAUAAACAGAGAGAACCCCGCUCAAAUUCCUUUUCCUGCACAAAACACAAGCUCCUGCUGCAGCUAACAAAUUACAUUUAAUAUAUAAGACCAUGUAAUCCUACGCAACCAUUGUGUACAACCCCAUAGGGCUGUCCCUUGUAGUUUUCAAUCAUUCGGAAACUAAGAACACUUUUUAUCCAUGAAAGUUGAUCCACAGUGCUCUUAAACCCUAUGAAACUGUGUAGAUAAUUGUUGCUGAAAAUAUUGAAAAUUAUCAGGAUGGAAACUUCCCAAGAGUUCCCAAAAUCUUCCAGAUGUUCAUGGAUUUCCCUGAAACUUUUGGACUUCCCCGAACUUCACGUAACUUCUGUGAAGAUUUAAAUCUUUGAUUAAAUUCUAUCAACCUUUUAUUGCUCUCUGGAUUUUCCUGAACUUUUAUUGACUUUUCGAUGAUCCUGGACUUCACAGGAAUUCGCAUGACUUUCAAAAAUACCCUGGACUUCCCUGAAUUCAACAGAACUAUUAAAAUUUUCUACAAUUUUCCUGAGGUUAAUUGAACUGUUGAAGUUCCUUGAUCUUCCCUGAAGUUUGCUUCCGGAAUUUCUCUUAAAAUCUCCAUUCUUUUAUUGAACUUCGGUGGAUUUUCCUGAAUUUUUCAAAAUUUACUAGAUGUUCUUGGA
Ochlerotatus camptorhynchus is the source of this 5255-nucleotide messenger RNA. Its product is annotated as tight junction-associated protein 1. The coding region runs from base 342 to 3653 and encodes 1103 amino acids. The transcript has 6 exons. The record is from RefSeq and is a predicted model, not a curated record. NCBI's taxonomy places the organism in Eukaryota, Metazoa, Arthropoda, Insecta, Diptera, Culicidae.